CUCACACUGUCACUUACUCGCACACAUACAGUAAAGAAGAAGAAGAGAGAGAAAAUCCUCCCCAACACACAAAUGGAGAGAGGAGUAUUAGAGAGGAUGCAUUCUUCUCGACGAAUACCAGUCUCAGGCGACGAUAACGAAACCGAAGAAUUCGACGACGAAUCAAAGACCAAGAAAACCGUCGCUUUCUCAACUCGGUUCAUCAAUUUUGUAACUCGGUACGGCCUUCUUUGGCCUUGCCUUGCUCUCGCAUUUAUCGUCGUUUUGUUCACUUUUUCCGUCGUUUUCUACACUCGUACUCUCGUUUGCGUUUCUUCCUCAACUAGUAGCUAUUUCCAACCUCAUUCGCGCUUCGCUUUCUUUGGAUUUGAUGGGCUUGAAUCUGACUUUGGAUCUCUUGGUGCUCCCUGGUGCAGAUCGAAACAUGAAAAAACGGUGGAAUGGACGUCCAAGGAUCUCAUCAGUGGAUUGGAAGAAUUUGUACCUAUAUAUGAAUCACGGCCGAUCAAAAACAACAUGUUCGGCAUGGGAUUUGACCAUAGCUUUGGAUUAUGGUUUAUUGCACGGUGGCUGAAGCCAGAUCUCAUGAUUGAGAGUGGUGCUUUUAAAGGGCAUUCUACAUGGGUACUGAGACAGGCUAUGCCAAACACUAGGAUAAUAUCAGUUACUCCACGUCAUCCUGAAAAGUAUCUGAAGAAGGGCCCGGCUUAUGUUGAUCAGAAUUGCACAUACUUUGCAGGGAAGGACUUUGUUGAUUUUGGAAAUGUUGAUUGGAAAAGCGUGAUGAAGAAACACGGGGUUACUGAUCUAAGCCGAGUUCUUAUCUUCUUCGAUGACCAUCAAAGUGAACUAAAAAGAUUGAAGCAGGCACUAAAGGCUGGUUUCAGACAUAUUGUCUUUGAAGAUAAUUAUGACACAGGAACUGGAGAUCAUUACUCCUUAAGACAGAUUUGUGAUCAAACUUAUAUAAGAGGCGGAGGACACAGUUGCUUCAAAGACAGCGAUGAAGCUAGAGUAAGAGCAAGAAGGAAACCAUUCUGGGAAAAAGCAAUGGACAUUGAUGAACUUUGCGGACCUAGUGAAUCAUGGUGGGGCGUAAGAGGCUAUAUGCGUGAUGACUUUAACCACAGCAACAAGUUAAUCUCUUAUUCCGAACACUUUCAGAAUAGUAGAUUUGUGGAAUCAAUAUUAGAUGUUUAUUGGGAAGUUCCGCCUGUGGCCGGUCCAUCGUUAACCCACCAAACAAGAUAUGAUCCGGCUCGGUCUGUGCCACCUGUCGUUGAAGAUGGUCGGUACGGCCUCUUCCAAAGGCUCGGUCUAGGUAGGCUCGAAACCUCUGUAUUUAAUGGCUACACUCAGAUGGUAUAUGUUCAGAUUUCUAAACCUGAGUCUUAAAGGUCAGUUUGGUCAUUUUGCAGCAAUGAUAUUUUUCUUGUUUCACCUACCAUUGUUCAAGUUUUUUUUUUUUUUUGUAAUCAUAGCUUAUAAUUUUGCACCUUCUAACCAACAGAAUUAUUGAGUUAGUUUUGUAAUUGAUUUCUUCGGCUAUGAUGUUAUAUAUAUAAAGUGUUUCUUUCUUUUGCUUUUGA
This is a messenger RNA of Spinacia oleracea (spinach), 1589 nucleotides long. RefSeq lists its product as uncharacterized. The coding region runs from base 73 to 1395 and encodes 440 amino acids. The record is from RefSeq and is a predicted model, not a curated record. Lineage: Eukaryota; Viridiplantae; Streptophyta; Magnoliopsida; Caryophyllales; Amaranthaceae. Gene Ontology annotation, cellular component: endomembrane system. The transcript is spliced from 4 exons.